Messenger RNA from Colletotrichum costaricense, 429 nucleotides. RefSeq lists its product as uncharacterized. The transcript has a single exon. The record is from RefSeq and is a predicted model, not a curated record. NCBI's taxonomy places the organism in Eukaryota, Fungi, Ascomycota, Sordariomycetes, Glomerellales, Glomerellaceae. Bases 1 to 429 code for a protein of 142 amino acids.
AUGGGAGGCCUGACCAAUUCGCCCAUUCUUUUGGUUCUGGUAGGGCCACUGACAGGUCCCAUCAUUCCCGGCAUCAUCAUUCCACCAUCUGGCAGCGGGCGAUUUGCAGUACAUUCACUGCUUGGGAGACCGGGGAACCCCUGGUUUCAAAACUUCCCGCGACGCUGGUUGGGUGGGGGUGGAGAGAGAGGAGGGGAUAGAGGAUCCGGGUCAUUUUUGGAUCUUGUCUGGCCCAGGCUUUUUUGGCCAGUAUGGAUACUCCAAUGGCGAUGGGGAGGAGGGAGGCAAAAAAGGCAACGCCGCGACGGCAAAGCAUGGUCAGGCAUUGAGGAGGUCUCCGUUCGCCAUGUGGUUAGAGGGGGAGGUGGCUUAUUCAGUUGUGACGAUGGUACGCUGGCGUGUGUUCGGGGAUGGAGUCGUGGCCGUUGA